AUGGCAACGGAAAUUCAAUGUGACAUUCGGGACAACAAAGGGUGUCAAAGAUGUCGUGAUGGAUAUUACAAUAAUUACAAUGAAUGUUUAAAAUGUGAAAACAAUUGUAAAGAUUGUUACAACUCAACAUACUGCACUUCAUGUGCAUCUGGAUUUUAUUUGAGUUCGAAUAUGGAAUGUAUCUCACUUGGUUCAUUACAAAUAAGUUGUAACAUACCACUUCCAAAUGGAGGCGGAUGCGCUAUAUGUAAUAAUGGAUAUUAUAGAGAAGGUAUCAGUUGUACACCGUGUGAAACAUCAUGUUCAAUUUGUGUUAAUGGUAACGAGUGUCUUGCUUGCAAUGAUGGGUACUUUAAUAUUCCAAGUGAAGGUAAAUUGUGUCUUUCAAACACUACACUAUCAAAUUGUGCACUGUUUUCGUCUAAUGGAUGUGAAAGUUGUACUUAUGGGUAUUACGU
Entamoeba invadens IP1 is the source of this 458-nucleotide messenger RNA. RefSeq names its product protein kinase, putative. The annotation marks the transcript as partial. The record is from RefSeq and is a predicted model, not a curated record. NCBI's taxonomy places the organism in Eukaryota, Evosea, Mastigamoebida, Endamoebidae. The transcript has a single exon.